Messenger RNA from Symbiodinium natans, 351 nucleotides. The record is from the annotation of a GenBank genome assembly. NCBI's taxonomy places the organism in Eukaryota, Dinophyceae, Suessiales, Symbiodiniaceae.
AUGGCGGAUUCUACCGUUGCGGAUCUUCCUGCUGCUCGUGCUGAGAUGCCCAUGGGGUUGUAUCAUGCCAGUGCGAGAGCUGAUGAACUUUGCUUCUUCAGCAACGAGACGCGGAAUGCUGUCUUCAAGUAUGAUGGAACGACGCUGUUCGGGACGUACAGUGUGGAAGGUUCCUGUGUCAAAGUCCGGUGGCACCGAAAGGUUUAUACCAAGAUCGGCCGCACAACCAAGGAGAUAAAGGAAGAUAUUGACAUGCAGGAAGAGAUGACUGUGGAAGAAAACGGGUAUGCAGCUCGUUUCAGGGAUGCAGUCUACAGACACCAGCGCUUGACAGGAUGGAAGGACGAUUGA